Molecule: messenger RNA, 6554 nt
Organism: Ostrea edulis (European flat oyster)
Lineage: Eukaryota; Metazoa; Mollusca; Bivalvia; Ostreida; Ostreidae
Exons: 4
Coding region: 246-905 (219 amino acids)
Cellular component (GO): membrane
Source: RefSeq, a predicted model, not a curated record
CUGUCUGCUAGCCAAUCAGCUGAGAUGCUGCAGGCUGUUGGGGGCAUCCCGCAUAUAUUUUCAUUAUUAUUAAUUUGACUCAAUGUUGUAAUUUUUUUUUAGAAAAUUGAUAUUAGAUUCUGAUAAGUCUGCUUUAAUACACUCUGCAGUAAUGUGUUUCUUCGAAUCAUUCGAUUUCGUUUGAUAGACGAUGCCGCUCUGACAAGAGUUGUCUUUUAUUGACUGCGCGUUACAAGAGAUCAAAGAUGGAGAGACAGCUCGCGACUGAUGAAGCUGAAGAUGACAAGUCGUCUGAUCGGUCUCAGUCCAUCACCAACCCGAACUACUGCGGUCCGGAGGAGGAGGAGAGCCAGGUGGCCGUGGUUCAGCAAAUGCAGUGUUUGGAUGAAGGGAACCUAAUAAUCCUCUAUUGUAACCGAGAUUUCAUGUGCUCAUUUAGCGGAGUCAUGAGACUAUUUCAAGUGCUGCUGUCCUUGUUUUGCUUGCUGGCAGUUGUGACCUCCCCUGGAGUAGACGGGGGUGAUUUUUUGUCCCUUCCUCAGAGUUGGCAUUUACGGAUCCUGGUGUUUGUGAUUGUGUGGACCUCCCUCAGCAAUCUAAGUAUUUGGGGGAUCAAAGUGACCGGAACUGACCAAAUGCUUCCUGUUAACUGGUGGCUUCUGGACUUUUUACUGUAUACCAUGUUUUCACUGUCAUACCUCAUUUCCACGUCUGUUGUUGCUAAUUAUAUCGAACAUCUAAAAUUAAUGGAAAUGGACUUGCCAAGAGAUUUAUCCAAAAAGUUCCUUGUAUCUGUUGGGGCAUACAUGUUUCUGAGGCAUUUCUUGUUUAAAACACAUUGGUGUCUUCAGGAACUUGUGGCCAGGUUCAGCAGCUGUUUACCCUGUGCAUCUCCUAGAUUCUGAAAAAUCUCAUUUUGGUACGGUGUACUUUCUCUCUUCCUAUUACAUUUCACUGAAUUCUUCCAAGGUUGGCGGUCUUUUUUAAGUAAGUUAUAUAGAUGUAUCAUAUUUUAGGUGUAUUUUAUUAGUAAGGUGUGUAGAUUCCUAAUAUAUAUGCAAGGAAUUCAUUGUCAAAUAACCACUAACAAAAUAAAAUUACUCUCUUUUAUUUUUAUAUUCCUAAUAUAUUUGUAAAACAAAUCAACAAAUUACUCGUGAUGUCAUAUUCUCGUUAUUUGAUGUCAACAAGUCAUUUUGCGAUAUUCAGUACGUACAUAAAAUGAGGAAUCUACAGUUUAUAGAUGUGUGAUAUUUGAGGUGUAUUUUAUUCGUGAGUCAUUACGAUGCAUCAUGUUUUUGUUGUAUUUUAUUCGUGAGUCAUUAUGAUGUAUCAUGUUUUUGGUGUGUUUUAUUCGUAAGUCGUUACGAUGUACCAUGUUUUUGGUGUAUUUUAUUCGUUAGUAGUUAUGAUGUACCAUGUUUUUGAUGUAUUUUAUUCGUGAGUCAUUACGAUGUAUCAUGUUUUUGGUGUGUUUUAUUCAUGAGUCAUUACGAUGUAUCAUGUUUUUGGUGUAUUUUAUUCUUGAGUCAUUAUGAUGUACCAUGUUUUUGGUGUAUUUUAUUCGUGAGUCGUUAUGAUGUAUCAUGUUUUUUGUGAAUUUUAUUUGUGAGUCAUUAUGAUGUACCAUGUUUUUGGUGUAUUUUAUUCGUGAGUCGUUAUGAUGUAUCAUGUUUUUGGUGUAUUUUAUUCGUGAGUAGUUACGAUGUAUCAUGUUUUUGGUGUAUUUUAUUCGUGAGUCGUUAUGAUGUACCAUGUUUUUGGUGUAUAUUUAUGCCCCCCUUCAAAGAAGAGGGGCAUAUUGGUUUGCACCUGUCGGUCGGUAGACCACAUGUUGUCCGCUCAAUAUCUUGAGAACCAUUCACUUGAUGAUAAUGAUAUUUCAUUUGUGGGUUGGUUAUGAAUAGAAGAGGACCCCUAUUGUUUUUCAGGUCAAAACGUCAAAGGUCAAGGGUCAAUCUACUUUGGACUUAGGAAUAUAAUGUCCGCUCAAUAUCUUGAGAACCCUUUGCUUGACAGACAUCAAACUUGGCACACUGGUACAUCAUAAGGAAUAGAUGACCCCUAUUGAUUUUGAGGUCAUAUGGUCAAAGGUCAAACUGGGCAUAAGAAUAUACUGACCAUUCAAUGUCUAGAGAACCCUUUGCUUGACAGACAUCAAACUUGGUACACUGGUAAGUCUUCAAGAGAAAAUUAUCUCUAUUGAUUUUGAGGUCCCAUGUUUAAAGGUCAAGGGUCAACCUGGACAUUGGAAUAUACUGUCCUUUCAAUAUAUUGAGAACCCUUUGCUUGACAGACAUCAAACUUAGUACACUGGUGUAUAUUCAGGAGAAGAUGACUCCUAUUGAUUUUGAGGUCACAUGGUCAAAGGUCAAACUGGACAUAGUAAUAUACUGUCCACUCAAUAUCUUGAUAACCCUUUUGCUUGACAGACAUCAAACUUAGUACACUGGUAUAUCUUUAGGAGAAGAUGACCCAUAUUGCUUUUGAGGUCAAAGGUCAAUAGUUGAACUGGACAUAGUAAUAUAUUGUCUCCUAUAUUUUAAGAAUUAUUUGCUUGAUUGACACCAAACUUGGUACACUGGUACAGCAUAAGGAGUAGAUGACCCCUAUUGAUUUUUAGGUCACAUGGUCAAUCCACUGUUGACAUAGGAAGAUAUUGUCUGCUCAAUAUUUUGAAUUGAUGAUACUACUAUCAAUUAGAUGAUGUUUGUGUAUAACCCUUUUCAAUUUUGCACCAUGGGGGGCAUAUGUGUUUUACAAACAUCUCUUGUUUAUUUUUGAGUUGUUACGAUGUAUCAUGUUUUUGGUGUAUUUUAUUUUUGAGUAGUUACAGUGUAUCAUGUUUUUGGUGUAUUUUAUUCAUGAGUCGUUACGAUGUAUCAUGUUUUUGGUGUAUUUUAUUCGGGAGUAGUUACAGUGUAUCAUGUUUUUGGUGUAUUUUAUUCGUGAGUAGUUACAGUAUAUCAUGUUUUUGGUGUAUUUUAUUUGUGAGUUGUUAUGAUGUACCAUGUUUUUGGUGUAUUUUUAUUUGUGAGUCGUUACGAUGUACCAUGUUUUUGGUGUAUUUUAUUCAUGAGUCAUUACAAUGUAUCAUGUUUUUGGUGUAUUUUAUUUGUGAGUUGUUAUGAUGUACCAUGUUUUUGGUGUAUUUUAUUCAUGAGUCAUUACGAUGCAUCAUGUUUUUGGUGUAUUUUAUUCGUGAGUAGUUACAAUGUAUCAUGUUUUUGGUGUAUUUUAUUUGUGAGUUGUUAUGAUGUACCAUGUUUUUGUGUUUUUGGUGUAUUUUAUUCAUGAGUCGUUACGAUGUAUCAUGUUUUUGGUGUAUUUUAUUCGUGAGUAGUUACAGUGCAUCAUGUUUUUGGUGUAUUUUAUUUGUGAGUCGUUAUGAUGUACCAUGUUUUUGGUGUAUUUUAUUCGGGAGUAGUUAUGAUGUACCAUGUUUUUGGUGUAUUUUAUUGGUUCAGUGUAUUGAUGUAUUGUUUCAGGUGUUGGGGUAUCUGUGUGUCCUGUGUUAUGGACUGACAGCGUUUAUUGGGUACAGAAGAUGGAGGAUACAAUGUCAUUUAUUUAAGCGCAGGAAACUGCUGGAAUCGGAGGAAUUCAUGGAAGCUCUCUGACUGAUUCUGGAUACUCUUCAUUAACCAGUAUUUUUCUUUUUCUAAGAAAAAAUUUGAUUUAUUAAGUCAGUUUGCUAAGUGUAUGGCAUCAGAUUUGGUUAUAAUUUGUAAGUUGCAUCAGCUUCUGAAAUUUUUCCACAGUUUUGAUAAUAGUCUGAAUCUCCUUUAUAAGGACUUGCAGUCUACUCCACUUAUACUGAAGUCUCUUAAAUUGAACUAUCCAUUAUACUGAAGUCACUUAUAUUGAACUAUCUGUUAUAUUGAAGUGACUUACAUUGAACUUAUAUCUGUUAUAAUGAAGUCACUUGUAUUGAACUAUCUGUUAUAUCAAAUUCACUUAUAUUGAACUAUCUGUUAUAUUGAAGUCACUUAUAUUGAACUAUCCGUUAUACUGAAGUCACCUAUAUUGAACUAUCUGUUAUAUUGAAGUCAUUUAUAUUGAACUAUCUGUUAUAUUGAAGUCACUUAUAUUGAACUAUCUGUUAUAUUGAAGUCACUUAUAUUGAACUAUCCGUUAUACUGAAGUCACUUAUAUUGAACUAUCUGUUAUAUUGAAGUCACUUAUAUUAAACUAUCUGUUAUAUUGAAGUCACUUAUAUUGAACUAUCUGUUACACUGAAGUCACUUAUAUUGAACUAUCUGUUACAUUGAAGUCACUUAUAUUGAAUUAUCUGUUAUAAUGAAGUAAAAAUUAAUCCCUGAUAACAUUAUUUUAUACAGUUAAACAUUGAAUUUUGGAUAUAAUGAACAAUUCAUUUCAGGUCAGUCCCCUGAGUUCAGUAUAUCUGUAGUAGAGAGUAUAAAAUUUAGACUUCUCCAUUCUUAAAAUGAUAUAUAUAUGUACUAUUUAUUGAUGCAACAUUUUAGGAUUUUUUACAUGAACAAUUUAUUUGUGUUGAAAUCACAGGUAGUUAAAUCCCUUCGGUUUGAAUUUACUAUUACAGAUUACUCUUUGAUAGUAAAUUUGAAUCCAAGUGAUUGCAAUUGCCUGUGGUUGAAAUCGCACAUCAAAAAAUACAGGCAUAGACAAUCAGGAAAUUAAAACAUUGUUGAAGAAAUUUCCACAUGGGAAGUAUAGUAGAGGUAACUAUAUUUAGAUUAAAGAAACUAUGAAUGAAAUCUUCCUUAUUAAGGGUGACCAUGGUUUUGGGUUGUUUGAACUGCAGCGACACCCUGAAUAUUUUUAUCAAAUCUCCAUCAAUCAAUUUUUUUGUAAGGAAAGCUAAAAUGCAUUUGUUUCUCUCAAAAUACAAUGUACAUGUACUCUAAUAAAAAAAAAAAAUGAAAUGGUGCUUCACACUUGUAUUUUGAUUACAUUUAAGAAAUGAACAUCACUUUUGUCAGAGCUGCGAUUCACAGAGAAUUUGCCUCAAAUCCAAAUCCGUUCAUAUUGACCAUGAACAGCUCAAAAGUGAUGUUCAUUUCUUAUAUUUAUAUUCAGUUACUAAAACACCGUUUGUUUACAUUGCUUCUAUUUUGUUGCAUAAAACAAACUCCUAGCCUCUGUCACAGUAGUUAUUGUGACUUACAUCAACACAUAGACAUGACGUCACAUUUCGUCUCGCCCUGCCUUUUAGCUUUUAUCAACAUUGCAAGGUGCACUGUAUUUUGGAGGUAGGAGACCGCAAGAUUGGGAUGAUAAUCCACGUAAGUUUACAAUCUUAAUCCAAAGGUGUGACUUGCGAGAUCUUUGUAACAGAUGUUCUAUUUUUUUCAAACCAGUCCGCUCUCUCGGUCACGUGCUUUAAGCUAGUUCAUAAUCCGUUCAUAGUCGAUGUGAACGGAUUGUGUCGCACACUGAAAUUGGUUGGUUCAUAGAGGAAAAUGUGAUUUGCAAUAUAAAUAUGAUAUAUUUUACUGAUAUUUUUUCUGCAAUAUACUAGUUUGGGAAAGAGCCUGUCUGUAUUUUGAAGAGGUCAGACAUUUGAUUGCAGACUUAUUUUAUGGAUGCUAGCUGUAUUCAUGUACAUAUAUAUUUAUAAGAAAAUGCAUUGAACAUGUAAUUUUGAAUAAAAACAAAAAUUGAAAGAAAAAAAACCCAAACCAACAAACUCAAUUUUGCUUGUGUAUUAUUUUGCAUGUAAUUUAUGGCUUUGUUGAAUAUGAUGCAAAUUCUGUUUUUAUUUCAGAUUAUUUUUCAAUAUGAAAUUAGAGGAGCAUACAUUCACUCAUACAAAUUCUAGCAGCUUGAUACACCUUAUACACAAGUUUGUUCUCAUGUCUGACCUAUUCUUUAGAAAAGUGGACAUACAUAGCCUACAUAAGCUAUGUCUUUCCACUUCUCUAAAGAGAAUACUGCCUGACCAAGUCUGUUUUAGCCUGCACAUGCUUGUAUGUAAAUGAUAGAAAAUAUUUAUACUGAAGUUCUUUCCUCCUAUUGAAAUGUGAAAAUUUUAAUAUCAUUGUCGACUUGUAUACAUAUAUAUUUAAUGAAGUUUUCUAUUUGUAUGGGUACCUGUGUAGAUUAGAAGUUUUCUAUUUGUAUGGGUACCUGUGUAGAUUAGAAGUUUUCUAUUUGUAUGGGUACCUGUGUAGAUUAGAAGUUUUCUAUUUGUAUGGGUACCUGUGUAGAUUAGAAGUUUUCUUCAAAGAAUCCAUCCACAGCUGUUACUAAAGGUGUUGUUUUGAAUAAUGAGGUAUUUCUUUUCUUGGGUGAAGAUCACCUUUUGACAUAGGAAUUAGGAAAAUUAUAGUGUAUUCUAAUAAUUUCUUUUUUUUUUUUUUUUUUUUUUUUAACACUUUUCAGAUGUAGACACUUGUAUAUAUUAUUUAUAUUGUUGAUUCAAGAAUGGUUAUAAUUUUACAUUGUUAUUUGCUGAUAUUGUAUACAUAUGUGAGUAUUACUGUGUGUUUGUUUCUGACAGUCCCUGUGUUUUUCAUUGUGCCAUUUAUCUUUUUACAAAUAAAUAUUUCCAAUAAAUGAAAUUAAUGAUC